ACUUGUAAGCGUAAAAUAUUGUUAUUGGUGAUAUUAUGAGUAGUGGAGAGUGAGAGGAGCGGGUCGUCUGCACCUACGUGGACACUAUACCCCGUCAGCGGCUCCUUCACAGCUGCUCCGUCACAACUCCCUCAUAUUUAGCCCCAUAACCCGCCUGUGAGGCACCAGUAGGGGUUGUGAGGAGUGGUGAGAGUGUGUGUGUGUGUGAGGUGGCGGCCAGGACAUGGAUUACUUGAGGUCUGUCACCCAGAGCGUGCUGGGGGCGCCGCCCCCGGGACACCAGCCUACUGGCGCUGAUACAGUAGAACGGUUAAUAGACAGGGUCCAGUCGUCUACUCUUCUAGAAGAUCGUCGUGAUGGCUGCCGAGCACUUAAGGCCAUGUCUCGGAAAUACAGAGUUUUGGUUGGUGCUUAUGGGAUGGAUACACUUAUACAAGUUCUGGAGGCUGACAGAAGUGACCAUGAAAUUGUUAAUUACUCAUUAGAGACUCUGGUUAAUAUCACAUCUCCAGAAGAGUAUCCAGAAGAAAUAGAAGAUGAAGGUGCAACUCUAACUGGUCACGCCUCUGCAGUAGGAGAGCAGUUCACCGAGAUAUUCACCAAGCGGCAGGAGAACAUAGAGCUCUUGGUCAACCUAUUGGAUGAGUUUGAUUUCAAAGUGCGCUAUCCUGCAGUAAAACUACUCAUAAAUUUACUUAAAAAUCGACCAAGAGAUCUACAAGAGGUGAUCCUUGUUAUUCCAAGUGGAGUCUCCAAGCUUAUGGAUUUGCUCUCAGACAGCCGGGAAGUCAUCAGGAAUGAUACUUUAUUGCUUUUGACACAACUUACAAAAAGCAAUACCAACCUUCAAAAGAUUGUAGCUUUUGAAAAUGGCUAUGAUCAUAUGUUUGAGAUAAUUCAAGGAGAAGGAUUUGCUGAUGGCGGCGUUGUCGUGGAAGACUGUCUCAUUCUAAUGCUCAAUCUUCUGCGUAACAACCCUUCAAAUCAGACGUUUUUUAAGGAAGGAAGCUAUAUUCAGCGACUUGCAUCAUUCUUUUCACUGCCUUUGGAUUCGAGAGAUGGUUGGUCGGCACAGAAGGUCACUAACAUUCACUACAUGUUACAGCUUGUUCAAACACUAGUGGCCCCUCAGAAUGCAGCACAAGUAGUGACAUCUUGCCAGAAGGUAAUGAAUCAAUGUGGACUACUGCAGGCGCUCACAGGUCUGCUGAUGGCCCUAGGUGUGCCUGUUGACAUUCUCACCGAUACCAUUACCACCGUCUCGGACAUGAUUCGUGGAAGUCAAGCUAAUCAAGAAUUUUUUGCGAGUAUGCUGGCACCGUCUUCUCCACCCAGACCUGCCAUCGUGGUGUUAUUGAUGUCGAUGGUAAACGACAAGCAGCCCUUCAUACUGAGGUGUGCCGUCUUGUACUGCUUCCAGUGCUUCCUCUACCGCAACCACACAGGCCAGGCCCAGAUCAUCCAGACACUGCUGCCUCACACUGCUGAUGUUGUACCUGGAGCUAAACCUUUUCCCAACUCGGUGACGGCGGGUCAGCUCCUGUGCAGCGGACUCUUCUCUCCGGACCCAGUGUCUAACUGGUUUGCCGCAGUAGCUCUCAGUCACUCUCUAGUUGAUAAUGGUACACAAAAGGAAAAUAUGUUGCGAGUGCAGCUAGCCACCAGUGUGGGGAGUCCACCCGUGUCACUCAUGCAACAGUGCACGUCCAUCCUACAAGCCGGGUCGAAGGUUAUCACACGUUUCGGCAUUCUUAUGCUUCUUUCCACAUGGCUGGCUCACUGCCCCGUCGCUGUGCAGACUUUCCUGGCCAUACCAACUGCAGUUCCAUAUCUUACUACUCAUGUGAGCGCUAAUGAACACGAUGAACUCGAAGUGGUUUGUCAGGGCCUGUGCGCGUUCCUGCUUGGCUUGUGUGUCCAGUUUAAUGAUGGCAGUGGAAGCAACUUUUCAAGAGAGUCUCUCAAACAACUUGUGAGUGAUCGUAUUGGGGCAGAAAACUUUGGUGAUAAGUUAAGUAACAUCUCAAGAACAGAAGUGUACUCCAAGGCAGCAAAAUCACCUCAGUUGGCGGCCAAGCAACCCUCAGACCUAGUAUUUGAUCACGAGUUCUGCCGGCUUUUCAAGAGUUUAGAAGUAUCGUGUGUACGAGCAGUUACUCCCCAGCUGAUGAGUAGCAGCAGUGCCGAAGUGUGUCCAGCAGAAGUCAUUAAGUACAAAGAAAUUAUACGUGACCAGGAUGCCGAGAUCACUCGGGUACGGGAGUCUUUGACUAAAUUACAAAAAGAGAUGGAGGCAUUUAGAAGUGAAAAGGAACAGAUGUCAUCUAAAGUUCAACAGCUGCUUGAUGAAAACACGGUGUUGAAAGCCCAGCAAGGUAUUGCAGUAGAGGCUGCAUCUUCAGCUGUAGAGGAUAGUACAUGUAAAGUCAAUCAAGAAAACAGUGGUGAGAGCCGAGAGGAGUCGGCACAGCAAGUAGCACAUCUCCAACAGCAGCUAGCAGAGAUAACACAUGCAAGGGAUUACUAUUAUUAUGAAAUGUUCAAAAAAGAUGCCGAGCUGACAGCACUGGUUAGUACACAGCAGCAGCUGCAGCAGCAGGAACAGCAACAACAAUAUGAACAGCAGCAGCAGCAGCAGGAACAAUUGACUCAACAAGCAACAGCUGCGAAUGGUACACAGCUUAACAAUCAUCUCAACUCUCAAAAUGCAGCAAGUUUCUUUGACUCGCUCCCUAACCCGGAAAUGGAGAAUUUGCGCAAACAGUUAGAAGAUCUGCAGCUGGUUCUUUAUAACAAAGACUCCGAGAUACAGCAACUGAAAGACACACAAACUGAGACAUCAUCAACAACAGCAACAGCAACAGAAGCAGAGAAAGCAAAUGGAGUUCCAGAUAAAGUAGAGAUAUCUGAUGAGAACAUGGACAAACAUGUUAAUAUGAUAAAGAAACUAGAAGAGGAAAACAUCUCUCUUAAACAGCAGUUGAAGGAUGCCGAGAUUCACAUAAAACAGACUCAGACUCAGCUGGAAACAACAGCUGCAGCAGCAGCAGCAGCAUCAGUAGGAACAAGUGCCAGUUCUGCAGCUGAGGCAAGAUGCAGACAACUAGAAGAGGAACUGGACACUAUCAAGCGGGAGCAAGAGGACCUCCUGGUGUUGGUGACUGAUCAAGAUAGCAAAGUGUCUGAAUACAGAAGGAAGCUGAGAGGUUAUGGUGAGGAUGUUACUGAUGAUGAUGACGAUGAAGACGAUGAUGGAGAUUAUGGCAUCAGUGAUGAUUAUGAUGAUGACUUGGAAGACCUUCAGUGACAAAUGGUCUUCUCCUAGAGGAGGAGAAUCAUUUGAAUAGCCAAUAUGUACAAUAAUUGAAUCAUUUGUAAUGGUAAAUUCAAGGAUGCCCAUUGCAGGAAACAUCAUAGGUAACUCAUCCAUACAUUUCCAGUGUACAAAUUUUUAAUUCGAUAAAAGGCAGAGCAUUGGAAUGUAAACACACACACACACACGCAGAAAAGUUAAAUAUCAGAGAAUGAGUUCAGAACUGUGAUAAACAUGUAAUGUUUUCUGAGACAUCUAAUUGUUAAAUUUUGUGAACUAAUUCCAUUUUAUUUGGUAAUUUUUGUAUGUAAAGGUUAGCUGAAUCGCAAUUGAAAUAAUCACAGAAGGUUAGAGAGCAUAAUAUAGCAACUUACAUGAACAAGCUUGUUCGUUUCCUGCUUAGAAGCUUUUGGGAUCUAUGUCUCGAGAAUAAAAAAAAAUGCGAACUGUAAAGUAUAAAGUAUCGCUUCACUUUCUAGUGUGUGGUUUGGUCAGCAAACUGUAAAGUACUAUAUAUAGAAGCAACAGUGGCCUAGCCAGGUGCAAAACCCAAGACCGGCAGAGCAAUAGGCAUGUAGCAGAUGACCACGAUCUAUUGAUCGAUACCAUGAUCAAUAGGCAUGAUCCAUAAAUGUAUCACUGAUGGGGUGAUGUAUACCAUCACUGUCAGGGUGAUCUAGGGUGGUUCUAGAUACUUCUCUUUCACACAGAACACACACAGAACAUUGUGCGAGAAACGUAUACGUCACUUUCCAACUUCAGAAUUGCUUUUAAAUACAUGGAUGAUGAAAUACUAAAGAAACUGUUCAUGACUUGAGACCAAAAAUUGGAAUAUGGAGCAGUUGUAUGGUGCCCAUAUCUCAUGACGUUCAUCAAUAAGCUGGAAAAGGGGCAAAGGCAUACAGUACUACAAAAUGGCUUCCAGAAUUUCAAAAAAAAGAGUUUACAAAGAGAAGUUAGUGGUGUUAAAUAUGCCAAAGCAAGAAGAUAGAAAAAAAAGAGGUGACAUGUUUAUCACUUCAAAAAUAAUAACAGGAAUCGACCAAAUUGACAAAAAAAAAAAUCCAUACACCAGCCAUUUCCAGAACAAAAGGUCACAGAUUCAAAUGAAGGAAAGAAAGAUGACGAAAAAAUAUUAGUUUCCUUUUGCAAAGUGGUAGACAUUUGGAACAAGCUAAGUAAAAAUAGGUUGGAGGCUUUAAUUAUCAGUAGUUUCAAACCGUUACGCUGUAUAACAGCCUUUGUAUAACAGCGUAACAGCACUCGCUGUUACGCUGUAUAACAGCAUAAGUGAGUGCUGGGAAGACAGGACACCACGAGCGUAGCUCUCAUCCUGUAACUACACUUGGGGUAAUUACAAAAUCUACAAUAUGUUAAUUUAUAACACCAAAACCUAUCUGUUGAUGCAAUAGGAAUACCCAGGGAACCCUCCAGUGUAACCUGUAGCUAAUAUACACUUACUUCGUUCUGGCUAUGGUGAGGAGCAGAGGGGAGGAAAAGAUGAGGUAUUUCUUAGAUUUAUUACACACUUGUCAAGACCAUAUUAAACUGUACUCAGAGGAGUACAGAUCUAAAAGAUAUAUCAUAAUGUUCACAUGUAAUAUAUUGUAGCAACUGGUACUAAUUGUAUACACUGAAACCAUUCCUUACAUGAAUACAAGACACUGUAGAAUGUACAAAAUGUACAUCAUUCAUCACUAAGUCAGUAGUGAUGUACAUCAUCUUAUUGAUGUACAUCAAUAAGUAGUAGAGGCCCAGUAAGCACAUUUUGAGAUCAUUUUUUUUAAAUAUAAAAGUUCUAAAGCCUUCCAGUUCUCACUAUUGAAAUGUAGUGGAAAUUACUAUCUUGCCCCUAAAUGACAUUGCAAGGGAAGUAGUCACAUUGCUUUAGACUUCCCAAUCAGCCAGGCUAGGAUGCCUUUGUUAGAUUAAGCUGUAGCACCGGAACUAUGAGGCAGUCUGCCACGAGCUGGGAGAGCAGUGGGCCUUGGAAAAACAUAGCUACAGAACUUAAAUGGGUCCCGCCAAACACACACCGAAACUUCGAUGUUGGUACAACGUUCGAAGAAGUUUUAAUACCUAACCAGUUAUAACAACCAAUAUAGCAAGUUGUAACAACGUUCUAAUACGUCAUAAACACGUUAAGCCAAGAUGUAACAAGCGGAAAAUAGAGACGGUUUCGGUUUGUGUUUCCAGGGGUAGCACCACUGUAGUGCAGUAGUCUACAUUCUCCGCUCACAACUGAGGGAGCGGGAUUUGGUCCCCGGCAGGGCAAAAAACACAUAUCCUUUUCUUAUGUGUCUGUUCACCUAACAGCAAAAUAUGUACCCCAAGAGUCACCCAACUGUUGUGGGUUGUCUUCUUGGAAGUCACUAGUUGGUCUGGGGGGGCCCUCAAGAAGCCACAGUAUAGGCUUCUUGACCCGGAGAGCAAGAAUUAUACAAAGUACUGUAUGUUGACCAAACCGCACACUAGAAAUUGAAGAGAUGACGACGUUUCAGUCCAUCCUGGAAUGGUCCAGAACGGACUGAAAUGUCGUCAUCUUUUCAAUUUCUAGUGUGUGGUUUGGUCAACAUUUCUCAGCCACGUUAUUGUGACUCUUCAUCUGCAUAAAGAACUGUAUGCAUAGAUUUACAUACAUGGAUUAUCCCAAGUGUUAAGGACAUGAGGAAAUAAUUCAACAUUUCCCUAAGUAUUGCUUGUGUCGGUGUGACACGCACAUGUGAAACUCGGGGUCACUUUUGUCACUCAAAUAUAAGAAUGUACGGAAAGAAAAGUGCACACAUACAGCAUACAUGGGAAAGUAGGAUAGAAAUAUGGGAAGACAGAGGCACAAGUACGUAUAUGAAAAAUGAGAAUGACAAAGGAAAAACUGCUAGUGAAACUAAAGUGUAUGAGUGAAAAGCAGGUCAAUAGAUACUGCUCCCUUUCCCCCUCUCACACACACACAAAGUAAAAACAUGUGCAUGUGUUAACAUGCAUUUAUGGUUCCAACAAGUAUACAUAUUAAUACAUACAAAUGUAUAUAUAAAAUAUUUGACAUUCAAACAGAAUGGUCUUCAUAGGCAGUGCCUACAAAAGUCUUUUUCCUUACCAUUAAAUAGUUUGUACCACUUGAAGGAGCUCAAGAUUACAUUGUGUAUUGUCUCAUUUGUCUGAAACAAGUAUUGAACAAAAUUUACCACUUUGUUUUGAUUUUAAAUAUGGUUAUAGUUUUGUCUAGCAGUUUUGUUGCUAUUUAUACUUUUCUCAUAAGCUAAAUUGCUAUUAAUUAACCAUAGGAAUUUGGCCUUAAUCCAAUAUACAUGUAAUAAUGAACAAAUCCACAAGGGCUGUGAUGAGGGCUCGAACCCACAUCGGGACGAUCCCAGACGCACCUUAGUCGACUGCACCACGACAUUGUCUGAAAUGUCGUGGUGCAGUCAACUAAGGUGGGUCUGGGAUCGUCCCGGACGUAGGUUCGAACCCACAUGUCAUGAUAAUUGUGUUGAGCUUGCCAAGGGAGCAUAUUGCAAAGUGACAGCUCGUUUUCUAUGGAUUGGGAGGCCAUAUUAAAAUUUGAUUCAAUAUUGAAUUACAGGUGAUUGCCAGGCAAGCGACGGCUAGUUAACAUCGUGUUUAUAUUUGUAUAGAAGUUAGUGAGUAUGUAUCCAGUUAUGUCCCCCCGUCCCUGUGUCCACCAGGUUGAUCAUACAGUAUCCGCCACGUCAUUCUUUCCUUAUACAUUUCCACUACUUGUCUUGCAGGUGUGUCCACACACCUGUCUAUCCCAUUCCCUGUCUUGUUAGUAUGUCAACACACCUGCCUAACCCUUUCCUGUCUUGCUGGUAUGUCCACACACCUGUCUACCCCUUCCCUGUCUUGCUGGUAUGUCCACACACCUGUCUACCUCUUCCCUGUCUUACUGGUAUGUGUACACACCUGUCUACCACUUCCCUGUCUAACUGGCAUGUCCAUGUCCUUGGCCAUUCUGCCUUGUAUCAGUUUUCUAUUCCUCUGUCUGAACACUUAGCUCGUACUAACUGUCCUUAGCGCUUAUUUCUAGAUAAACAGAAACACCGUAGAAGAUAUAGGAGCAGGUCGCUGUAGAAAGCGGGCACUGACUACUCUGCGUGUGUAUUUAUAUAUGAAAAUAUUUGAAUGUGAGUACUCCUAUCGAGUAUAGAUUUACAAAAAUUACAUAUCUGUAAUAAACUAGCGGUGUUGAGGUUUUAGCGACUUUACAUCACCUAGUGGUAAUAUUUUGAACAGAAAUAGUGUGUUGGGUGUUUUCUUUACAGUAAGUGCAGUGUGCCACUAGCUGCAUUUGCUGCUAAAUGCUGCAGUACGGUUGUGCAUUUAAACGUAAGUAUAGGAAAUUAUAGAUUCAUUAUUGAUCAAUUUUAAUAUUGUACAUUUAUCUUCACAGAAAUGGUGCUGUAAUUUUUAUGUAUACUGUACAGUAUUAAAGAAUUACUGUAUUUUUUGGCAGAUGGCAUGCAUGCUUUCUGGUCCAGGUUCAAAAUAUUGCUUCCCCCUACAAAGCAUCUUAAACUUCACCUUCAGUAAAUGUACAAGGAAACUUACAAAAAUUUUUUUUUUUUAAAACUAUCCUCACAGAAUAGUUGCAUCUUAUAUGUCAGAAAAUACAGUACAGUACUCUGGGUAUAGUGUGUUUCAGAGAUUUGAAUACUUUUGUAAAAGGAUUUAUUGUGUGAAUAGUUACAGCGUAGGUUUUUGUGUAUACACCGUACUUUAGGUCGUGAGAGCCUUGUCCUUGUACACAUGUGGCUACAGGGUCACAUGUGGUCUCUCUUUGUCAGUCUUUGUGACUUUAUUUUACUUGCUGUUCAGGCGUUCUACGGUAUUUUCUUCAGUUUAGUCCUUUUAGUUUUUCUAAUAAAAGAGAGGUUCAGUAGUUCUGAAAUGUGCACUGGAUGGUGGACUGUAGUAAAUAGUCCACAUCUUUCAUGAGAUUUUGUUACGUAUUGCUGCAUUGUUAACAUUUAUUUAUAUAUAAAAAGAUAAACUAUCAA
Procambarus clarkii (red swamp crayfish) is the source of this 8328-nucleotide messenger RNA. It is a transcript of the gene p115, whose product is annotated as General vesicular transport factor p115. Gene Ontology annotation, biological process: intracellular protein transport; vesicle fusion with Golgi apparatus; transcytosis. Lineage: Eukaryota; Metazoa; Arthropoda; Malacostraca; Decapoda; Cambaridae. Gene Ontology annotation, cellular component: ER to Golgi transport vesicle membrane; cytoplasm; endoplasmic reticulum. The record is from RefSeq and is a predicted model, not a curated record. Gene Ontology annotation, molecular function: protein binding.